Messenger RNA from Paralichthys olivaceus (Japanese flounder), 1061 nucleotides. Lineage: Eukaryota; Metazoa; Chordata; Actinopteri; Pleuronectiformes; Paralichthyidae. The record is from RefSeq and is a predicted model, not a curated record.
GUUUCAGGGGCAGGCUCCUGUGAUCGAACCAGACGUAGAUCCUGUGAAGUACAUCCUGCUGGGGAUGGUGGGAGGCCUCAUCAUCCUGCUGGCAGUCCUCACCACCUCUCUCAUGUGCACUCGGAGAAAGUAUAGGAGGAAGCUGAAGGCCGCUAAAGCUAUGAAGUCCGCGUCCAUGGUGGCGUCUGACAACCAGAAGGGUGGCGCUGUGGUGCCUGGAACCAACAAGUACACCAUGGAGGGAGCCAAUCCUGUUCUCAACCUCACCAUGGUCCUGGACUUGGACGAGGCGAGCUCAGAUGUGGACAAAGUCAGUCUCAAUUCCCUCGACUACAAUGAUGACAUGGACAUUCACGGAAAGGAUAUAAAAACAAACAUGCUGAUGAUCCAGGAGGAAGAGGAGGAGGAGGAGGACAGUGGACCACCAGAGUACAUUGAGCCUCUGGGUGCAGCGCUGGCCCAGCGGGGACAGAAGAGAGACAAACCUCAUGUGGGUUUUAAUAACCCUGCUUUCAGCACCACAGACCUGUGAUGGAGAGAAUGAAGAGAGAGGCACCAAGCUCAGGCCUCAGAUGGACACAUGUUGCUCUUCUGUGACCAGAUCGACCAAAUAACCAAUCAAACAAAUAGGGCCUUGUCUAAAGGCCCGGGCGAAACAGAAAUGACCUUGCUGGUUGUCGUUUUCCCAUCCUGCGCCCAUGUUUAAAAAGUAAAUGCAAUUGCGCCAUUUGCUUAGAUUAGUAAAAUAGAGCUUAUAGUUUUGCAUUGAAAGCUUGUCUUUAUAUGAUUUUAUGUUCUGACCAAUAUUAAGUAAAUAUAAUGUUAUUAAGAUUCGACUUUGGAUUUUGCAUCUUAAGUGAUUAGUUUGCUUUGUCUAAAAAUGAAAAGGGAAAGCAUGUCACACUAUGGAAACAAUUCUAUGGACACCAUUUUACUAUCAUAUACUACACUUCCUUUUUGCUUAAACAUUAUAGAGUUAUACAACUUUCAUAUCAGUCCAUCUUAGCUUCAAAAACUGAAAGUAGAGGAGAGAAAGAAAACAAAAUCAGCCAAUCAGCAUC